Molecule: messenger RNA, 678 nt
Organism: Cucurbita pepo subsp. pepo (vegetable marrow)
Lineage: Eukaryota; Viridiplantae; Streptophyta; Magnoliopsida; Cucurbitales; Cucurbitaceae
Product: exopolygalacturonase-like
Biological process (GO): carbohydrate metabolic process
Molecular function (GO): polygalacturonase activity
Source: RefSeq, a predicted model, not a curated record
AUGUUGGCUCCAGUUGCCAAGAGUUUCGCCAUUGGUGAAUAUUGGCUUAGUAUUUAUCAAGUCGACACCUUUUUCGUUGACGGUCCUAGAAGCUUGAACGGUGGUGGUUCUUCAGCUUGGUUUUCCAACAGUUCUAACCGUCCAAUUAUUAUGAAACUUUUUAAUGUCAACACUACCAGAAUUGCAAAGAUAACAUCGUCCAAUAGCAAGUUUUUCCAUUUUGCUGUGCAUGGAUGUCGUGAUGUCACAUUUGAUCACGUUACAGUGAUAGCUCCAGUAGAUAGCCCCAAUACAGAUGGAAUUCACGUUUCAAACUCAAGCGGUGUCAACAUUAUGCAUUCAGUGAUUGGCAUCGGAGACGAUUGCAUCUCUCUAGGCCCUGAAAGUAAAUUCAUCAACAUAACAGACGCCCAGUGUGGUCCAAGUCAUGGAAUUAGCAUCGGUAGCCUCGGAAAGUACCCAAAUGAAGAAGAUGUCUCUGGAGUCAUAGUAAGAGACUCCACAUUUGUUGGCACAGACAACCAUAUUUUGAUGCUGACCUUAUUAUUAUGUGAAUUAGGACAUGGAAAGGAAAUUUCAGAAUUGUUGGAAACAAUUCCGCCAAGAAAACUCGAACUUGGGAAGGCACGCGACAACCAUGUAAGUAGCUAUUUGGAUUCCCAGAAGCAAUUCUUGUAG